Coccinella septempunctata (seven-spotted ladybird) is the source of this 997-nucleotide messenger RNA. Its product is annotated as circadian clock-controlled protein daywake-like. The transcript is spliced from 5 exons. The record is from RefSeq and is a predicted model, not a curated record. NCBI's taxonomy places the organism in Eukaryota, Metazoa, Arthropoda, Insecta, Coleoptera, Coccinellidae. Bases 74 to 835 code for a protein of 253 amino acids.
GGACUCAUACAUAUAAAUGGAAAAUAGUAAAUUGGAUGCAGUCAGUUCAUCGGUAGUUAUAUCGUAGACCAAUAUGACGUUCUCCAAGAGUUUGCUGGCUUGUUGCUUGUUCAUGUUCUUCUCCUACAGUGUUGAGGCUGUCGGAAAAGACUUACCUGAUUACUUCCCACGAUGUCAUCGGUCGGAUCCCAAACUAAACGAAUGCCUUCUGAAAGCGACAGAUCAAGUCAGGCCGUAUCUGAUCAAAGGUGUCCCCGAAUUGAAUGUUCCCCCUAUAGAGCCGUUCACCCUGCCCGAAGUCAGUCUGGAACAAGGCAGCAAUCUCUUGAAUUUCAAAGCGAAGCUGAACGACAUUAUCAUCCGAGGUCUAUCAAACUACAAAUUCUCGCAGUUCGACUUUGAUGUCCCUAAACUUCAAUUCCACUGCAAAGCUUCUAUUGCGGAACUCAAAUUAGAAGGAAAAUAUGACGUCAAAGGUACCGUACUUGGUGCACCCAUUAUUGGAAAGGGAGAUUUUACUGCUGGAAUAGGUCAUUCUAACAUAACAGUCUUCCAAGCUAUUGAAAUAAUCAAGAAGAAAGGAGUUGAGUUCACGAAACCUAUAUUUACGAACAGCACCAUCGUCGUAGGUAACCCCAAAGCACAACUUUAUGGUCUAUUCGACAAUAACGAACAACUAACCAAAGCCACCAAUGAGGUUAUCCAGGACAACGUCGACAAACUGUUCGAAGACCUAAGGCCCGUUAUCGAAAAGGUUAUUACAAGCCUGAUUGAGGAUCUGAUUUUCCGGGUAUUGGCCAACAAUGUUCCAUACGACAAACUCUAUCCGAAAUGAAAAUAGAGGACUGGAUGUAUUGAUAGGACUCGGCGAAAUCAGAUUGUGAUUAUAACAGUAUUUACUGGGAAAAUGAUAUAGUUAUAAGCUGUAUUCACAUCGCUCAUAAUUUGUAGAUAUAUUCAUACACAUACAUACAUUGAAAUAAAUUACUGAAAAUCA